AUGUCGCUGUUGGAUGAAUUGUUUGAAAUGCCAAAAUUGCAACGAGAAUCAUACGAAAAUCUGCGAAAAAUGAUCGACACAACAAACAGUGUUACACGGCAAUUGCGUGUAUUGGAUUCUCCAGUUGAAAACUGGGACCAAAUAAUUGUGCAUGUUUUGAUAUCUCGUAUGCCACCACGUACACUGCAAGCAUGGGAAGACCAAAGAGAUCACCAAGAAAUGCCAGAGCUGGAGGAGGUGAUGAGUUUUUUGGCACAACGCGCACGUAGCGCAUUGAAUCAAGAGCCGUCAACAAGUGCGAGUAAUGAAGGGCAGCACAAUUCGAACCAAAACUCGCAAAAUCAAGCAAGCAACUCAGGCCGAUACACAAGUACAAAACCAAAGCAAAAGUUCGCGCAGCAAGCAAAAGAUGAUUCAUCGAAAGGAGUUUCAUGCAACAACUGUCAACAGCCACACCCAAUGCACCGUUGUGCGCGUUUCCAAGCAUUGAGUGUCCAAGAGCGGGUAAAACGUGUGCGUGCAUUGAAUUUAUGUUCAAACUGUUUUUCAACAAACCAUCGUGCUGGUUCUUUGAGCUGUAAAGCUGGUCCUUGCAAAAGAUGCAACAAAGGAGCCAAUCAUAACACACUUUUGUGCUACACACCGAUAGCAUCGACAAAUGCAAUUAUGGCCAACAAUUGGCAACCACCAAGAGCAGAUGAGCAGCAAAACGGUGCCACAUAUCAGCAACGAAGUGCAACGGUAGCGUAUCAACCGCCAGGAAAUGUAGUUCACUACACACAACCAAAUCCAAACCUCGGAACGUCAUCGCAAAGUUAUCACAUGAGCACAAACCUACCAAAAAAGAAAUUUUCGAUACAAAUUGAAGGUGUAACUGGAAUCGAAGUUGCAAGUCACACAGCAUUGAUUAAAAUUAGUCCAUGGUAUGAAAAGAACGAUGAGAAUUGUUUAUAUAAAACAUGCGUUGUGCUGAAAAAAUUGCCUGUAGCGCAGCGUAUGGAAUUUAGUGCAGACAUUCCCGAAUUUCAAAGCAUUAUCAAAGCCGAUCCAAACUUCAAUAAAGCUGGAUUUGCUGACAUUUUAUUGGGCAUCGAUACUUGGGCGGAAAUCAUUAUGGACAGAGUGCUGCGGAGUAGCACUGGUUUAUGCGCGCAACUUACGAAAUUUGGUUAUGCCAUUUUCGGAGCAAUUAAUUCAACACCUCGAUUUACUGCAUCUGUGUUAUGCAUUGGGCGAGCGAUAAUGAGCGGCGAAGAAUCUCAUCGUUGGGAUGAAUUACUUCAAAAGUUUUGGGAAAACGAAGAAAUACCAUCAGUGGAACAAAUUUUGUCGGAAAGCGAACAACGUGCGAUUGAUCAUUACAAUAAAAACACAGUUAGAGCGGAAAACGGGCAGUUUAUUGUGCGAUUGCCAUUCAUUGAUGAUAAGGUUGAUUUCGGGAAAUCACGAGAAAUAGCACUUCAACGAUUUUAUCAAUUAGAGCGGAGAUUAGAGCGAAAUCAAGAAUUACGUCAAAAGUACAACAUAUCCAUGCAUGAAGCAAUUGAAUUAGGUCAUAUGCGAUUAGCUACAGCUGAAGAGCGGCAUACAACGGGCUACUACAUUCCACACCAUCCAAUAACGACACGUUUUCGAAUCGUUAAAGACAGUAGCUGUGCUACCACCAACGGAAAAAGCAUCAACGGCGUUCAGUUAGCUGGUCCUAACUUGCAAGAGAAGUUGGCGCAUGUGAUUAUGCAUUUGAAAUAUCAAAAAAUCUUCUGGCGUUUCAACAAACAUGAUCCUUUGCAAGAAUAUGUGUGGAAAACGGUGUUGUUUGGUAUGAAAUCAAGCCCAUUUUUAGCUAUUUACACCGUGCUGGAAUUAGCAAGAAUUUAUGAAAAUGAAUUCCAUUCGGCUUCAAGAGCGACUAAGAGCGAACGAUAUAUGGAUGACUUCAUGUCUGGAGCUGAUUCAUUGCAGGCAGUGAUAAAAUUGUACGACGAAUUAAAACAAUUGAUGGCUAAGGGAAAUUUCGACCUUAGCAAAUGGAAAACGAACUCUCCGAAAUUACUUGAGCUGAUAAACAAAGACUACAAUACUGAUAAUCAACCGCUUGAACUCAACGAUGAUCCGACAUCAGUUUUAGGUUUAAAAUGGCAACCAAAUAGUGAUUGUUUUAUGUUUUCAACAAAAGUGUAG
This is a messenger RNA of Sitodiplosis mosellana (orange wheat blossom midge), 2181 nucleotides long. RefSeq lists its product as uncharacterized. The coding region runs from base 1 to 2181 and encodes 726 amino acids. The record is from RefSeq and is a predicted model, not a curated record. Lineage: Eukaryota; Metazoa; Arthropoda; Insecta; Diptera; Cecidomyiidae. The transcript has 3 exons.